Molecule: messenger RNA, 632 nt
Organism: Xenia sp. Carnegie-2017
Lineage: Eukaryota; Metazoa; Cnidaria; Anthozoa; Malacalcyonacea; Xeniidae
Product: TNF receptor-associated factor 6-B-like
Exons: 5
Coding region: 119-505 (128 amino acids)
Biological process (GO): microtubule-based movement
Molecular function (GO): ATP binding; zinc ion binding; microtubule binding
Source: RefSeq, a predicted model, not a curated record
GCUGAAAUAACGACAGAAAAGGGAACAUUUCUUGACUCCGGGUAGUCACGUGCCUUAUAGAAACUCGAAAUUAACUCAUUUGUUGCAAAACUCUCUUGGUGGUAACAGUAAAAGUUUGAUGUUCGUGAAUGUUUCUCCUCGCGAGGACUCUUUCCAGGAAACCCUAUGUUCACUUCGAUUUGCCACUCAGGUUUUCCCUGAUGCUUUUACGGAACGUGAGUUGAAAAGUAUUCGUUUACAUUGCCCUUCUGAACAAUGUGAAUGGUUUGGCUCCUACGAAGAAUUGGAAGGUCAUUCUCAAGUUUGUGAGCAUGCGCUCAUCAGCUGUGUUCACAAGCAGUGUAACAUUCAGUUACCUCGCUCUCUCCUUAGUGAACAUUUGAAGAAUGAAUGGGAAUAUCGCAAUGUGAAAUGUGAAUAUUGUGGUAAAGAUGUCCCGUAUGCUUCACUUAAGGUAUGCGGAAUAUUCUCAGGCGGAUUAAAGGAAAAUAGAAUGGAGAUAUAGCCAAAAGUGCUAAUAGGUAUUCAUUACGAUGUAUUUAUACCCGUUGGGUCAUAUUUUUGGACUUUUUGUACAAAAAUACAGGAAUAAAUCAAAUGAGCGCUUUUCUCUUGUUUCAAUAUUUAUAAAA